This is a messenger RNA of Leucoraja erinaceus (little skate), 5960 nucleotides long. RefSeq names its product zinc finger protein 850-like. Bases 193 to 3255 code for a protein of 1020 amino acids. NCBI's taxonomy places the organism in Eukaryota, Metazoa, Chordata, Chondrichthyes, Rajiformes, Rajidae. The record is from RefSeq and is a predicted model, not a curated record. Gene Ontology annotation, molecular function: RNA polymerase II cis-regulatory region sequence-specific DNA binding; DNA-binding transcription factor activity. Gene Ontology annotation, biological process: regulation of transcription by RNA polymerase II. The transcript is spliced from 4 exons.
CGGUUGGUUUCCGGAGCCGCCGCCAUCUUGAUCGCCGCCGCCAUCACCGUCUCCUCUCAGGUUUAGGAGCCGCUGCUAUGGACGGAGAGAUGGGGAUGUGAGCGGUCAUUGAGGGCGGCCAGGGUGCAGUUGAACCCCCCCCCCCCCCCAGCUACUUAGCGUGAGGGCUGAGCAUCGAGGGGCUGCGCUUCGAUGGAGGACCACAUGAUGGGGCACAACAAGGAGAAGCGUUAUGAGUGUGAAAUUUGUGGCAAGGCCUGGCUGACCCGGAGCAAACUAGAGAUCCACCGGCGAGUUCACACGGGAGAACGCCCCUUCGACUGCUCACAGUGCGGCAAGACCUUCAAAACGGCGAAUGAACUGAAGAUACACCGGCGAGUUCACACGGGAGAACGCCCCUUCGACUGCUCAGAGUGCGGCAAGACCUUCAAAACGGCGAAUGAACUGAAGACACACCGGCAGGUGCACACGGGAGAACGCCCCUUCGACUGCUUGGAGUGCUGCAAGAGCUUCAAGACGGCGAGGACCCUGAAGAUUCACUGGCAGGUGCACAAGGGCGAGAUGCCCUAUGCCUGCUCCACAUGCGGCAAGGGCUUUGCCCAGUCGUCGGGGCUGUGGGUGCACCAGCGGGUGCACAGCAGUGAGCGGCCGUUCACCUGCUCCGACUGUGGCAGAGGCUUCAAGUCGUUGCCAGAGCUGAAGAAACACAUGCUCAUGCACACCGGGGAGCGGCCCUACACCUGCUCCCAGUGCGGCAAGGGCUUCACCUCCUCCAGCAGCCUGAUGCAGCACCAGCGCACCCACACCGGUGAGCGCCCCUACACCUGUGCCCAGUGCGGCAAGAGCUUCACACAUUCCAGCAGGCUGCUGAUUCACCAGCGCACCCACACUGGCGAGGGCCCCCACACCUGUGCCCAGUGCGGCAAGGGCUUCACCUCCUCCAGCCAUUUGUUGAUCCACCAGCGCAUCCACACUGGCGAGCGUCCCUACACCUGCAUCCAGUGCGGCAAGGGCUUCAUCUCCUCCGGCACCCUGAUGAAGCACCAGCGCAUCCACACUGGCGAGCGCCCCUACACCUGUGCCCAGUGUGGCAAGGGCUUCACCAGCUCCAGCAACCUGCUGUCCCACCAGCGCACCCACACAGGCGAGCGCCUCUACACCUGCGCCCAGUGCGGCAAGGGCUUCACCAGCUCCACCCUACUGCUGACCCACCAGCGGGUGCACACCAGCGAGCUCCCCUACAUCUGCGCCCAGUGCGGCAAGGGCUUCACCCAUUCCAACAUCCUGCUGAUGCACCAGCGCACCCACACCGUCGAGCGCCCCCACAUCUGCGCCCAGUGCGGCAAGGGCUUCACCCGCUCCAGCAACCUGAUGCAACACCAGCGCACCCACACCGGCGUGCGCCCCUACACCUGCACCCAGUGCGGCAAGGGCUUCACCCGCUCCACCACGCUGCUGUCCUACCAGCGGGUGCACACCGGCGAGCGUCCCGUCCACAGCCCGGUGUGUGAAGAGCGCUUUGUCAGGGCCUCCCAUGCCCUGUCUCACCAGCGCGUGCACACCAGUGGCCAGCCCUACGACUGCCCGUACUGCGGUGAGGAGUUUGACAGCUCGCGGGGUUUGCAGCAGCACCGGCGGACCCACGUCGGCGAGCAGCUGCUCCCACUGUCGUCCCCGCUCCGCUACAUUGUUGCCGGGGAUGAAGCGCUGCCGCCCGCCGGGGUCGGGGCCGCCGUGGGUGAUGCGUUUGACCACCCCGUCCAUUUCCGCCAGCGCCGCCAUCUUGGCGCGUCGGCGCUCACUCGGGUUUUUCCGCGCACGCACUCGGGCGUUUCCGGCGCAUCGAGGGGCUGCGCUUCGAUGGAUGACCACAUGAUGGGGCACAACAAGGAGAAGCGUUAUGAGUGUGAAAUUUGUGGCAAGGCCUGGCUGACCCGGAGCAAACUAGAGAUCCACCGGCGAGUUCACACGGGAGAACGCCCCUUCGACUGCUCAGAGUGCGGCAAGACCUUCAAAACGGCGAAUGAACUGAAGAUACACCGGCGGGUGCACACGGGAGAACGCCCCUUCGACUGCUUGGAGUGCUGCAAGAGCUUCAAGACGGCGAGGACCCUGAAGAUCCACUGGCAGGUGCACAAGGGCGAGACGCCCUAUGCCUGCUCCACAUGCGGCAAGGGCUUUGCCCAGUCGUCGGGGCUGUGGGUGCACCAGCGGGUGCACAGCAGUGAGCGGCCGUUCACCUGCUCCGACUGUGGCAGAGGCUUCAAGUCGUUGCCAGAGCUGAAGAAACACAUGCUCAUGCACACCGGGGAGCGGCCCUACACCUGCUCCCAGUGCGGCAAGGGCUUCACCUCCUCCAGCAGCCUGAUGCAGCACCAGCGCACCCACACCGGUGAGCGCCCCUACACCUGUGCCCAGUGCGGCAAGAGCUUCACACAGUCCAGCAGGCUGCUGAUUCACCAGCGCACCCACACUGGCGAGCGCCCCCACACCUGUGCCCAGUGCGGCAAGGGCUUCACCUCCUCCAGCCAUUUGUUGAUCCACCAGCGCAUCCACACUGGCGAGCGUCCCUACACCUGCAUCCAGUGCGGCAAGGGCUUCAUCUCCUCCAGCUCCCUGAUGAAGCACCAGCGCAUCCACACUGGCGAGCGCCCCUACACCUGUGCCCAGUGCGGCAAGGGCUUCACCUCCUCCAGCAACCUGCUGUCCCACCAGCGCACCCACACCGGCGAGCGCCCCUACACCUGCGCCCAGUGCGGCAAGGGCUUCACCCGCUCCACCCUACUGCUGUCCCACCAGCGGGUGCACACCAGCGAGCGCCCCUACAUCUGCGCCCAGUGCGGCAAGAGCUUCACCCAUUUCAACAUCCUGCUGACACACCAGCGCACCCACACCGUCGAGCGCUCCUAUAUCUGCGCCCAGUGUGGCAAGGGCUUCACCCGCUCCAGCAACCUGCUGCAACACCAGCGCACCCACACCGGCGAGCGCCCCUACACCUGCGCCCAGUGCGGCAAGGGCUUCACCCGCUCCACCAAGCUGCUGUCCCACCAGCGGGUGCACACCGGCGACCGUCCCGUCCCCAGCCCGGUGUGUGGAGAGCGCUUUGCCAUGGCCUCCCAUGCCCUGUCUCACCAGCGCGUGCACACCAGUGGCCAGCCCUACGACUGCCCGUACUGCGGUGAGGAGUUUGACAGCUCGCGGGGGUUGCGGCAGCACCGGCGGACCCACGUCGGCGAGCAGCUGCUCCCACUGUGACAAGAACGCAUGGGGGCUGCGGGAGCACCAGCAGAUGCACACCGGAGAGAGACCCUUUGUGUGUGCUGAGUGUGGCAAAGGUUUCACCAACAAGUCCAGCCUGUGGCAUCACCGGCGUACCCACAGCGGUGAGCGUCCUUUCCCCUGCCCGUCCUGUGGUAAGGGCUUCACCCGCCUUGACCACCUGCUGGAGUCCACACCGGCCAGAGCCCCUUCACCUGCCUGCUCUAUGGCAAGGCCUUUGACCGUUCCUCCAGCCUGCUGGCACAAUGCCACAUGGAUAGAUAGGCGCUGUUUAGGUUCACACAAAAUGCUGGAAGGAAUGGGUAACGUUUCGGGUCAUUUCUUCAAUCACCCAUUCCUUCUCUCCAGAGAUGCUGCCUGUCCCACAGUUACUCCAGCAUUUUGUGUCCUUUUUUGUAAACCAGCAUCUGCAGUUCCAUGUUUUUAAUCCAUUCUGGUUAACCAUCUCUGCACCUUCCCCAAAGCCACCGCAUCAGUCCUGUAAUGGAGUGACCAGAACUGUAUGCAAUCCUCCAAAUGCUACCUGACCAAUGUCCCAUAAAGCUGCACAUAUACAUUCGUCACUUAAGAAACCUAUCUCUUUUAAUACCAAUAGUCAAUAAUCCAUCGUUUAAACCAUCAAUCAUAGACAAAUCAUUUAUACAAUGGGAAAGAACGGGAAUUAAAACGCUCGAAGAUCUGUAUGAAUUGGGGAAUUUACUUUCAUUUCAACAACUACAACUGAAAUAUAAUUUGAAAAAUAACCAAUAUUUUAAAUAUCUUCAAAUUUGUGAUUAUCUGAAAAAACACACAAAAGACUAUCAUAAUAUGCCUUCCGACUUAUUGGAUGAAGCAAUGAAGACCAAGGCGGAAUCAGCUAAUUUAAUAUCGUACCUAUAUAAUAUCAUUUUAAACAUAGAAAUACCCACAACAGAUGGAAUUAGAAAAGAUUGGGAACAAGAAUUAGCUAUAAAAAUCUCAAAAGAGACCUGGGAUAAUCAUUUACUACAGGUGCAUAAAUGUUCGAUCAACGUACGACAUACGCUCAUUCAAUUUAAAACAUUACAUAGAUUAUACUACUCAAAAACUAAAUUAAAUAAAAUCUUCCCUAAUGUUUCACCAAUCUGUGAUAAAUGCCUGUGUCAAGAAGCUACCAUAGCGCACUCUUUUGUUUUUUGUAUAAAAAUCAAAAAAUUCUGGUAUGAAAUAUUUGAUAUUUUUUCAAAAUUGAUCAAAAUAAAACUGGUACCAAAACCAGAAUGGAUUAUCUUCGGAAUAUUGGAAGGUAACCCUGAAUUAAAUGUGUUUCAGAAGAAUUUAUUUAAUUACGGGCUAAUAAUGGGAAAAAAGCAUACUUAAAUUCUGGAAAAAUGCGCCGACACCAACAAUAAAAAUGUGGAUAUCAAAUAUGUUUGAAACAUUACAUCUGGAAGAGAUGAGAUUCCUCCUAGCCGGUAAAGCAGACCAAUUCCAAAAGACGUGGUCUAUGUUUCUGGACCUAUUACAAGUAUGAGGUGCAAUAGUCAGGACCUGGUAACGGGAGGUAAAACAACAAAAACAGACUUGGUUGGUAGUCCCCUUUCUGCGGAGUUUAAUGUUAUAAUAGAGCGAUUGUUUCUAUUUUCUCUUUCUUUCUUUUCUAGGGUCUAUUUUCUCACUUUACUUCCUUCUCUAACUUCUUUCCUAAGGGGCUUUCUUUUCCCAACACUCUUGCACUUCACGACUCUCUUGCACUUUCUUUACUUUUCUUACUUCUACCUUUUUCUUAAAGCUCGAAAAAAUGAAGCGGUACAAAAAAUGUAUUAAGAUAUAUGUGUUAUGCAGGAUUGUAAUUUACCGUACUUCUAAUAAAAAUUAAAUUAAAAAAAAAAAAAAAUACAUUCGUCACUCUCCCCAAUUUCACCCCACUCGUACACAAAUUCUCUCCACUUCACCCUCUCAUGCCCCCCCUCCUCUCCGACACACUCCCUCUCUCGCAGAACAUUGACCUCUAAUUUCAGGUAAUCCCUACCAAAGAUUGAUGAGAAGGCCUACCGGGAGGAGGUGGCUGAUCUAGCACUCUGGUGCCAGGAUAACAGCCUCCUCUUGAACAUCAAAAAAACGAAGGAGCUGAUCAUGGACUUUAGGAGGGCACAUCAUCCGAGGACAAAAUCAUGAGAGACCCCUUCCACCCCUGCAACGGACUGUUCCAGCUGCUACGGUCAGGCAAACGCCUCCGUUGCCAUGCGGUGAGAACGGAGAGGUUGAGAAGGAGUUUCUUCCCAGAGGCAAUUCGGACUGUAAACGCCUAUCUCACCAGGGACUAACUCUACAGAACGUUUUUCCUUCCAUUAUUUAUUAUGUAAAAGAAUAUGUGUGUUAUGAUUGUGUUUAUAAUUUGUUUGGUUGUUUUGUUGUUUGUCUUUUGCACAAAAGUCCGCGAGCAUUGCCACUUUCAUUUCACUGCACAUCUCGUAUGUGUAUGUGACAAAUAAACUUGACUUGACUUAUAGCGGAGCAAGAUAGGCCACUGCUGCGAAAUGCAAUGGGCUGACGUGUAGUAGCAAUGGAGCAGAACCUAGGCAUUUUGUUGUCCAUUUCAGUAACCUACCCGACUCACAGUAAUCAACGUUGCGGGGGAACAGUUUGUGUGUGUGAUAUCGGGUUAGUUCAUAAUUCUGUUAAUUCUUGUUAAAGAAUAAAAUAUUUAUAAAUUUUGACUG